GAGACGCCAGGCCCCGAGGAGCCGCCGCGCCGCAGGAAGUUGAGGGAUCCCGAUCUCGAUCCCGAGUGCGCUUUGGAGAGACAACACCCCCUAGGCCCCCCCCCGCGCUUCGGGAGGAGCUGACAACAUGGCUUCCCCGCCGCACCAGCAGCUGCUGCAUCACCACAGCACCGAGGUGAGCUGCGACCCCAGCGGAGACAGCAACAGCGUGACGGUCAGAAUCAACCCGAAGCAGCACCAGGGCUGCAUCUCUGCCAAGCACUGCAAGUACAGCAUCUCCUCCAGCUGCAGCAGCUCCGGGGAGUCGGCAGGCCCCCGCCGGGCAGCUGGAGGAGGGGCAAGCGGUGGCUCUGGCCUCCGCAGGCAGAAGAAGGUGCCUCAGCUCUUUGAGAGGGCCUCGUCCAAGUGGUGGAACCCCAAGUUCGACUCCAACAACCUGGAGGAGGCUUGUAUGGAGAGGUGCUUCCCCCAGACACAGCGCCGGUUUCGCUAUGCCCUCUUCUACAUUGGGGUGGCCUGCCUGGUCUGGGGUAUCUAUUUCAGCAUCCACAUGCAAGAGAAAUUAAUGGUCUUCACAGUGCCAGCUCUGGGUUUCCUUUUGGUCUGCAUAGCAUUUUUUAUGUUCACCUUCACUCAGACUUAUGCUCGCCAUUAUGUUUGGACCUCACUGAUCCUCACUCUCUUGGUUUUUACUUUGACUCUGGCUCCUCAGUUUCAAGCUCUGACAACUCUCUCAGGGAGAGAUGACGUGUCCAAUCAUACUUCUCUUGUAAGAGCGGCAGAUGCUUCUCUUUCUCAAGUAGGCAGUUUUUCUAUGUGUAUUGAAGUGCUCUUGUUGCUCUACACAGUGAUGCACUUACCCUUGUAUUUAAGCUUGUUCCUUGGGUUGUUGUACUCAGUCCUUUUUGAAACCUUUGGUUAUCAUUUCCGUGUUGAAUAUAAUUUUACGCCCAUUGAAGCCAAUGCAGCUUAUUGGGAGCAGUUGAUGAGUAAAACCUUGCUUCACAUUUGCAUUCAUGCUAUUGGCAUUCAUUUAUUUAUCAUGUCUGAAGUCAGAUCAAGGAGCACAUUCCUGAAAGUGGGGCAGUCGAUCAUGCAUGGAAAAGACUUGGAAGUAGAGAAAGCCCUGAAAGAGAGGAUGAUUCAUUCUGUAAUGCCAAGGAUAAUAGCUGAUGACUUAAUGAAACAGGGGGAUGAUGAAAGUGAGAACUCCGUUAAACGUCAUUCCACCUCAAGUCCCAAAAGCAGAAAGAAAAAACCUUCCAUACAGAAAACUCCCAUUAUUUUCCGUCCUUUUAAAAUGCAGCAGAUAGAGCAAGUGAGUAUUUUGUUUGCAGAUAUUGUUGGCUUCACUAAAAUGAGUGCAAACAAAUCUGCCCAUGCUCUGGUGGGGCUUUUGAACGACCUAUUUGGCCGCUUUGACCGUUUGUGUGAGGAUACAAAAUGUGAGAAGAUAAGUACUUUGGGAGACUGUUACUACUGUGUAGCCGGAUGUCCAGAGCCCCGAGCAGAUCAUGCCUAUUGCUGCAUUGAGAUGGGUUUGGGUAUGAUUAAAGCCAUUGAACAGUUUUGCCAAGAGAAAAAAGAAAUGGUGAACAUGAGAGUUGGUGUUCACACUGGGACAGUUCUGUGUGGUAUUUUGGGGAUGAGGAGGUUUAAGUUUGAUGUGUGGUCCAACGAUGUCAACUUGGCCAAUUUAAUGGAGCAGCUGGGGGUUGCUGGAAAAGUCCAUAUUUCAGAAGCUACUGCAAAAUAUUUGGAUGACCGUUAUGAGAUGGAGGAUGGAAAGGUGAUUGAACGAGUUGGCCAGAGUGUGGUAGCCGACCAGUUGAAAGUUUGUAGGGUCGGAAAGGACCUGAGCAGAUCAUCAAGUUCGCCCUGCCAUGGCAGGAAAGAGUACUGGAAAAAGAUUUCAGGUAUAUACAGCAAAUACAGAGGGAAGAAUGGAUCUUUUCACUACCUUUCACUACCUUUGCAGAAACCCUACCCCUCAGACCAGAGCUAAUAAUCAAGGAUGGAUGGCAAGACUAUAAGAAGUGCUUAAGAAGAUUUAGGGAGACAGCAGGGAAGAGGAAGGGGGACAUUCAACAAAGGAAUUGGUGGGGGCAGAAUAGAAGUUGAUUAAAAAAUAAAAUAUCCAAAUCA
This is a messenger RNA of Alligator sinensis (Chinese alligator), 2145 nucleotides long. It is a transcript of the gene ADCY9, whose product is annotated as adenylate cyclase 9. Gene Ontology annotation, molecular function: adenylate cyclase activity. Gene Ontology annotation, biological process: cyclic nucleotide biosynthetic process; adenylate cyclase-activating G protein-coupled receptor signaling pathway; intracellular signal transduction. Lineage: Eukaryota; Metazoa; Chordata; Crocodylia; Alligatoridae. Bases 128 to 2005 code for a protein of 625 amino acids. The record is from RefSeq and is a predicted model, not a curated record. The transcript is spliced from 3 exons.